This is a messenger RNA of Sporothrix brasiliensis 5110, 831 nucleotides long. Its product is annotated as extracellular scp domain containing protein. NCBI's taxonomy places the organism in Eukaryota, Fungi, Ascomycota, Sordariomycetes, Ophiostomatales, Ophiostomataceae. The coding region runs from base 1 to 831 and encodes 276 amino acids. The record is from RefSeq and is a predicted model, not a curated record. The transcript has a single exon. Gene Ontology annotation, cellular component: extracellular region.
AUGAUACCUAUACGACACACGCGGCACAUCGCAGUCACACUGUUGGCCGUCGCACUCACGCAGCCGACUGCCGCCUCAAUACACCCAACACAAACAGCCAAUGGUACAAUACGCGCCACACCAGAUCCGCUGCCGCCGGACCAGAUCGCUGCCCGCAAUGCCGCCCCAGAUGCGGCCACGACCGUCACCGCCAUGCCCAGCUUGCCGAGCAACGCACCCGAGUACACGUCCGACAAGCUCUUCCAGUCGGCCAUUCUCAACAGCACCAACUUCUUUCGGCGCGAACACAAUGCCACCGCCGCCACCUGGAACGCCACCAUUGCCCAGUUCGCCGCCAGCUACCUCGACGGCGACUCCGACUGCACGUUUGCCCACUCGGGCGGGCCCUACGGCGAAAACAUUGCCGUCGGCUUCCAGACCGUGCACGGCGCCAUUGACGCCUUCGGGCUGGAGCGGCGGCUGUACGACUUCAACCACCCGAGCUUCAGUGAAGCCACGGGGCAUUUCACGCAGCUGGUGUGGAAGGCGAGCACGACGGUCGGGUGCGCGCGCAAACUGUGCGGCGGCGCCGCAGCUGGCAUGAAGAACACGGGGUGGUUCCUGGUGUGCGAGUACUGGCCACGGGGCAAUGUGAUUGGGCAGUUUGCGCAAGAGGUCGACCGGCAGACGAGCGGGCCGGGCGCUGACGACAGUGACGGCAACGGGGAUGGAGAGCCGUCGGUGGCUGCCGGUAAGCCGUCGAUGGGCGGCGUGGCGGCCGCCGUCGUCGUUUUUGUGAUGCUCACGGCAGCCUUUGCCAACGACGUACGGCUGACCGUAGCGGAUGCAUGA